Molecule: messenger RNA, 2112 nt
Organism: Aspergillus novofumigatus IBT 16806
Lineage: Eukaryota; Fungi; Ascomycota; Eurotiomycetes; Eurotiales; Aspergillaceae
Product: putative COP9 signalosome subunit 2 (CsnB)
Exons: 7
Coding region: 346-2112 (588 amino acids)
Biological process (GO): protein deneddylation
Cellular component (GO): COP9 signalosome
Source: RefSeq, a predicted model, not a curated record
CCAAAAUAAGCAAUGCAGAGUGUAAAAAAGUCGCUCAACAUUCUAUGUAUAUAUCUGGAUAUUAUUUUGAACUGCCGCCGAUAUUGUUCGAAACAAUCAAAUUAUCUAGUCAGGCGUCGGAGCCAAUAUCUAUCUAGCACGGGGGCUGCCCCAGGCUCCGAGGCUCCAAUAGGCGCGGGAGCUCAAGCACAGUCCCCAGAAGCUCGUUCAUCUAUCAUCAUCCUUUAACGACUGACGCCUUUUCCCACGUUGACCCUUUGGGUUACUGAAUUCCUAAUUUUAUCAUUUCACAAAUACUUAGACGCCUAUUUUGUAUCUCUUCGCUCGUCCACCGCUCUUUUCGCAAUGUCUGACGAUGAUGACUUCAUGCAAGACUCCGGUGACGAGGAGUAUGACUUUGAAUACGAAGACGCGGACGAAGAUGAGUCGGGGGACGUCGGAAUCGAGAACAAAUACUACAACGCCAAACAGAUCAAGAUCGACAACCCGGAGGAGGCCAUAGAUGAGUUUCUCGGUGUACCUGCAAUGGAGGAGGAAAAAGGCGAUUGGGGCUUCAAAGGACUAAAACAAGCGAUCAAGUUGGAGUUCAAGCUGGGGAGGUAUAGCGAUGCUGAUUACUCCCAGGCAGUCGAGCACUAUCGAGAGCUCCUUACCUACGUUAAAUCCGCUGUCACUCGCAACUACUCUGAAAAGUCGAUCAACAACAUGCUCGAUUACAUUGAAAAGGCUUCCGACGACGACAGGGCAUAUCAGUGCAUGGAAGAAUUCUACUCCCUAACCCUCAACUCAUUUCAGAACACGAACAAUGAGCGCCUGUGGCUCAAAACAAAUAUCAAACUGGCGCGCCUGUGGUUGGAGCGCAAGGAAUAUGGGCAACUGAGCAAGAAAGUGCGGGAGCUGCAUCGUGCAUGCCAACGAGAGGAUGGCUCGGAUGAUCCCAGUAAAGGGACAUACUUGCUUGAGUUGUAUGCCCUGGAGAUUCAGAUGUACGCCGAGACGAAAAACAACAAACGGCUCAAGGCGCUAUAUCAGCGCGCACUCCGCGUGCGGUCGGCCGUACCGCACCCCAAGAUUAUGGGUAUCAUCCGCGAAUGCGGAGGCAAAAUGCAUAUGAGCGAGGAGAACUGGGAAGAGGCUCAGAGCGACUUUUUCGAAUCGUUUCGAAACUACGACGAAGCAGGCUCGAUGCAACGAAUUCAAGUGUUGAAAUACCUUGUCCUCACAACGAUGCUGAUGAAGUCCGACAUCAACCCGUUCGAUUCGCAAGAGACGAAGCCUUACAAGAACGAUCCGCGCAUCUCAGCCAUGACAGAUUUGGUCGAUGCAUUCCAACGGGAUGAUAUACAUGCAUACGAAGCGGUCUUGAGCAAGAACCCCGACGUUCUGGCGGACCCUUUUAUCGCGGAAAACAUUGACGAGGUGAGCCGUAAUAUGCGUACAAAAGCUGUCCUCAAAUUUAUCGCCCCGUACACGCGAUUUUCGCUCAGUUUUAUCUCCAAGCACAUCAAGAUAUCCGUCCCGGAAGUACAGGAUAUCCUGAGUUACUUGAUCCUUGACAAGAAGUUGAAUGCCAAGAUUGACCAAGAAAACGGAACGGUUGUUGUUGAAAGUGCCAGCGAUGUGGAUCGAUUGCGUGCCCUUCAGGAGUGGAGCGCGUCGCUCCAAAGCCUCUGGCGGGCGGCAUUAAUCGACGGCGAAGGAUUCAAGAGCGAUGACCCGACACAACUUCAUGGCAUGAGAGGGGGUUCGAUGCUCCAAUCGGCGUUUGGAGACGAGGCGCCUACCGCGGGUUUACGUGCCAGCAACUUUCGAGUACGGACAGGGUGGAAGGGCAAGGGAGGACAGGGUUCCAAGGCCGUAACGGUCGGUGAUUUGCUUCUUCUGACUCCCGACUUGAUCACCCGAUGCGUUUUGGCAGACUUUACAGAGGAGUCCACCAACGGGGGAUCCGCACUUUUGAUUCUCGAUUCAACUGCAGCGGUUAAUAUCGUAGCCGAAGUCGAGGACUUGGAUGAAGCGCUCCACGCUGAUCCCUUGUCUAUCCUCGAUGCUACUCUCUCUGCGGAUUAUGAUUUGAUGGAAACUUGGGAGUCACGUUAUCAAGUACAGUAG